AUGGCGGAGACUACUAUAAAUGUCAUGUCGGAAGAUUUAGAAGACGGCGAGAUUGAGAGUGAAGGUGAAGAAGCGAAUGAAAUUGUAAAUGAUAUUAAAGUUGAAGAAUUAAAUACAAACAAUGAACAAAAUCCAGGUAUCGAUAAAGCAGAACAGCAACAGGUUUAUUAUUCGAAAUCAGGUAAGAAAAAGAAAUCAAAAUCACAUAAAGGUGAGCAGAAGUUUAAGGAUAAAAGUAAAAAGAGUCGCAAAUAUGCUAGUCCAGUCGACGAUGACUUUGCUGGUAAUAUUGAAAAAGCAAUUAGGAAAGCUAUGAAUAAGAACGAUGAUAACGAAGAACAAACUGGUGAGGAUGUUGAAGAACGUCGUAAAUAUAAAAAAAGAAAGAAACACGACAGUAAAGAUGGGUCGAGUAGAAAACGUAAAAAACAAGAAUAUUCUGAUGAAGUAGAUGAAAGUGAGAUGAUGUGCGUCAGAGGUGCGUCGCCCGUACAAAAACAUUCUCCGGCUGAAGAAUACGAAGAUAAUGAUAGCUCAUACGCUUCUGACAGCAGUAACGAUUCCAGGGGUCACCAGCAGCAACGCACUCAGAGACAACGGCCGUCUCAGCGUGAUCGUAAUAAAAAUAAUAAAAAUGAUAGGAGAAGAGGUACACACCCGAUGCAAGAUCCUGACGGCGUUUGCUUAUACUACAUGCAAGGAAAAUGCCAUAAAGAAAACACUGAAUGUCAAGAGAGAAGUAUUCCGUCUCUUUUCGAAUUAAAUAUUCCCAAUCCUCAAAAUGCUCCGGAUAGCUUCCAAAUGAACCAAUAUAACAACGAAAGGCAAAAGGUAUCACCGAAGGUACGGCAGUCGAGAUGGCAAAACGAAGGCUCAAAUCCGAACUUUGGAAUGAACCUGUCACCUAAUGGUAACACCAGCACAAGUAACGUUCUUAAUAUUAAAAAUUUAACAGGAGUAUUAACGCCUAGACAAAUUUCAGAUCUUACCAAAAUGGGUAUAGAAAAUUUAGAUCAAUUAGGACAGUUAACAGUAUUGCAGUUAAAUAGUAUUGGUAUUUCCUUAAAACAAAUAACAGAAAUACAACUAAACACAAUGAGUAUACAAAAGUUAGGUUUAAUUAAUAAUAUCGAUCAACAGCCUCAACCAUUCAUAGGGCAAGGCGCCGGUGCUAAAGACUUAGACCUUAGAGUGCCGCCUGUAGUUCCAGUUUCAAAUAAUGUUCCUGUUUCAGCCGAAUUGCCUGGGCAGGAUAUUGAUAUGCGUUUUCAGCCAAGUGUAUCGCUUCCGAAAGUUGAUGACUCCGCGACUACAACUACAGCAAAGGACGUGCAACCUAAUAAGGAUAUGAUUGAUAUAGAUCAGUACACUAAGGACGCCUUGAAGUUUGCUAUGAAGGAUAAAGAAAAUAUUGACAUCUCAAACGAAGCGUUUGAAAACGAGAAACCUCUUAUUACAACUGAGUCUAAAGACGUAGAUCACAGGGUGCUUCCAUUCGCCGAUGAUGACCCGAGAACACGUCAUUCUAAAAUAGACGACAAGCCAAUGCAAGCAGAGUGCGAUACUGACAUAAGAUUUCUCCAACCCGAACCGUUGUUUAAAAAUCCCGAUAAGCGACAUCGUAGAUCAACUACAGAUGAUGAAGAUAAUAAUCUUUUGAUCGACGAAAAAUGGUAUUCUAGUGAUGAAGAAAAGGGAAACAGAAGGAAGUCUCCGGCGUCAUCACCUCGGAAAUUUUUAAUGUCACCACCAGCUCCCGCGCCUCAUGUAAUAGAACCUUCGGCCGUUUUAAGUAGGCUCGGGGACUUGUCAAAAAUCGACAUAAGCGAGGAGGUGACAAAGUUGCUUAACACUAUGAAAAAUAAUUUACAAGACGGUAAAAAAAGUACUUCAGAAGCAGAAACUCACACCUCACGGGAUCCCCGAUCUAGACGAUCUCCAGAUAGAAUAAACGAUAAUAAUAAAUCUCAUAAAAAGGUUCCGCGAGUAUCGAUUUAUGAAUGCAUAGACGGAGAGCCUACCGACGGGCGCCGAAGAACCGACGUUGAUUUACGACAGUCUGAAUAUAAAUUGCCUGCUUUUGGUGACACAGAUUUGCGCCAAAGUACAAGCGGAGAUAUAGAUUUUCGGUUAGGAUUACCGUUUAAGCCCAUACCGAAUUACACACCUGCUUCCGAAAUAAAUGGCUCUAUCAAUAGUCAUCCACCAAUUACGUAUAAACUAAUACCUAUUGACAUACCCCGGCCAGACUACACCGAUAUCAGAAAUAGCACUGCUAAGUCACAAGCUCUAGUGGACCCUAGGCUGCGGAAAGUGUUUAGAUUGUCGGUGGACGAAUCCCACAGUGAUGGUGAGAAGCCUACCAAGGUAACUAGCACAGCGCCGCGGGUCGAUCCAAGACGAAAGCCGAAAGAACCAGAUAAUCCUAGUCAAGAGCAAAAAUCUAAUUCACUGGAUUUGCAAACAAUACUUCAAAGUUCCAAUUGGUAUAAAGACUUAAGUUCUACGCAAAAAAUAUUUGUAAAUCAACACUUGGCGCCAGUAACACAAAUGAUAAAGCAGCACCAGCAAGAGAAGUCAUCUGGUAAAAAGUUUGAUCUCUCUUCUAUUAAAAGUAAUACAGUUUUGUGUAAUAUUUUUACGAAUUUAGGUAUAUCUUUAGGGGAGAAUGGUGAGUAUUCAUAUUUGCCGAAACCGAAGGAGGCUUUAUUAAAAACUCCCAUUAACUUCAAUCAAAAUACAAUACCUUUCGGUAUGAACAGUAAUAUGAACGCACCCGGUCCAAUGGAAGCAAAUAUGAAUAUGAUGAAUAUUCCGCCUAUGGGUAUGGGGGGUGUUGCCAAUAUGAACAAUUUAAACGUAGGUCACAUGCAUAAUUUUAAUCAGCCGUUACCAGAUCCCCGAGGAGGUCCAACGCCCGGUUUGCUCGGUAUCGCACCUAAUAUACCUCAUAAUUUUAACAACUUUGGUGGGCCGAAUAACUACGGGAACAUGCCAUUCAAUGGUCCUCCACCGGGUAACAACGACUUUAACUAUAUGGACGGAGAUCAAAAUUUCCAGCGAUUUCCUAACAGAGGUGGACACCGUGGAAGAGGGAACGACCGGUGGAAUCGCGGAGGCUCUGGGAGAGGGCACAGAGAUAGAAAAAACUUCAAUGACCGCGGUAAUUGGAAAAAUGAUAGAAAUUAG
Molecule: messenger RNA, 3189 nt
Organism: Parnassius apollo (apollo)
Lineage: Eukaryota; Metazoa; Arthropoda; Insecta; Lepidoptera; Papilionidae
Source: the annotation of a GenBank genome assembly